This is a messenger RNA of Lotus japonicus, 1282 nucleotides long. RefSeq lists its product as uncharacterized. The record is from RefSeq and is a predicted model, not a curated record. The coding region runs from base 251 to 1282 and encodes 343 amino acids. NCBI's taxonomy places the organism in Eukaryota, Viridiplantae, Streptophyta, Magnoliopsida, Fabales, Fabaceae. The transcript is spliced from 2 exons.
CUUCUUUAUUAUUCUUCUUAUUAUUAUUACUAGAUUUUUUUACUAACUUUUUUUUUUAUUGUUUCAGGUCUCGUUCAAUUUUUUUUAUUUUUUUUUGUUUUCUUUAUUUCUUUCUUGUUUUAUUUUACUAACGUUGAACUCUUUUUCUUGUUUUUUUUACUAACGUGUUUUUUUCUUUCUUGUUUUUUGUGGUGAAAAAAAAAAAGAUAAUAUUGGAUCACAAGUGUUAGUUUGUGGAGUUUUUGCAGUGAUGGAAGCUAAACUUGAUAAGCUAGAAGCUAAACUCGACGAGAUACAAUUUUCUGUUACACAAAUGUUGUUCAAGAGCUAUCAACAACAGUUUAAGUCACCUCAAUGUUAUCCACAAGAGAAUUUUGAAAAUAUUUGGUGUGACCCACCUUGCUAUCAUCCACAAGGGCAAUUCCAACAGCCUAUUUAUGCACCACCAUGCUACUAUCUGCAAGAGGAAUUUCAAUAUCCUUUUCAUGAUCCACAUCAUUCACAAGAGGAAUUCCAUCAACCUUGGAAUGAUCCACCCCAAUUUUUGGAAGACCUUUCAAAGCAAUAUGAAGCAAACCAAGCCCAGUUUCAACAACCUCGACACGAGGAACCUUCCUUAUUGCAAGAAAUUCAAGACAUGUUGAACCAAAUGUCUGCAAAUCUCAAUGCAAAUGCUGAUCAACACCUGCAAGAUACUGCAAAUUUACAAGCUCCAGUUAACGAGCUAGUUGCACACGCUCCCACAUUGCAACAUGAAGCUGAUGCAGAGAUUGAUGAUGAAGUUAAUCCUUGUGUUGAUACUCAUCUUGAUGCUAGCACUGAUGGUUCUGGUGAUGUUAACGACUUAGAAGUCGAUGUUGCUUCUGAUGCUGAUUCUAAUGAUGAAGCCAACCAACAAGAAAUACAUCUCCCUCUUCCACAAAGAACUUAUGAGAAUGCAAAGAUGCAUCCUGGUGAAGAAGAGAAUAAGUUGUUGGAUGAUUUCAAUAAGUGUUUUGCAAGGGAUGAAGUUAAGAAGAUGGAUGUAGAACGUGGUACACAUGCUCGAAAAAAGUUUUUACUCAAACUGAACAUUGUCAUGAGUCGUGCUGACAGUGGUAGAAAACAGUUUGGGUUUGUUAAGAUUGUUGCAGAUGAGAUCCCUCCAAAACCACCCGACUUGUGGAUUGUUGUUGUUGUGCCUCAAGACUAUGAGCUUCCGCUGAAUGCAAGGCCUCCACCGGAUCCAGGUGAUAGCAGAUUCAGAGCAUUACCAGGUUUCAUGCCUCGCCAGCUCCCUUGA